AUGCCUUUUAGGGCUUGCUACCUUCAGGCAGUAGAGCUUUCGCACGAGCUGCUCUCAGUCCCGAUAUCCGCGCAGACACAAACUGAGAUGGGGUCAUGGAUCUUGCAGGGGGAUACAGAUGUCUCGGAUAAAGCAAUCUGGUCGCCCUCCUGGGGAUCUACUUUCCUGGCGAAUAUCGGUGACACCUGUGCAAGAUGUCCGAACAAGGAUCUCCAAGGAUAUCCUCUGAGCAAUGAGGAGCUUGCUGCCUGCAGCGACGCUUCUCGGUACUUACUACUAGCACCGGAAUAUGUCGCCCCUCGAAGGACCAUGCCGAUGAAAGAGAGCUCUGACCAUGCAUCCGCGAACAUAUACGCCACUCCAAAGGAAGCGUAUGAUCGAGCCCUCCUGUUUCUUAAUGACGAUCCGCAAAACAAUGUUUCAACCUCCUGGCGACUCAUUGACAGAGAAUUUGCUUUUAACGCAUCUCAACUGCGUAAGGACCUCGUCCUUGACCUUGAUGGUCGCGAGUUGGUAAAAGAUGUCAACGUCUGGGAUGGGAACGUAGUGGUUCGCUUUGAUGUUCAUGACACAGAAGAGUCAGCCAGUGGCGCAGUCGCUCUCAAAGUCGCACCGGUACUUGCCCACUAUCACCUCCAGAACGUGGAUACAUUGCUCAGUGUUGCCGCCAAUGAAACAGUGCAGGUGAACUUCCUCGCCCAGCUUGACAAGGGUCAAGAGAAGGCGGGGAUCCGAACGCCUCUGUUCUUCUCAUCCAAUGACAUCUGGGCCUAG
Aspergillus udagawae is the source of this 774-nucleotide messenger RNA. RefSeq lists its product as uncharacterized. The coding region runs from base 1 to 774 and encodes 257 amino acids. The record is from RefSeq and is a predicted model, not a curated record. Gene Ontology annotation, cellular component: cytoplasm. Gene Ontology annotation, molecular function: calcium ion binding; protein-arginine deiminase activity. NCBI's taxonomy places the organism in Eukaryota, Fungi, Ascomycota, Eurotiomycetes, Eurotiales, Aspergillaceae. The transcript has a single exon.